Molecule: messenger RNA, 934 nt
Organism: Anastrepha obliqua
Lineage: Eukaryota; Metazoa; Arthropoda; Insecta; Diptera; Tephritidae
Exons: 3
Coding region: 158-934 (258 amino acids)
Molecular function (GO): sequence-specific DNA binding
Source: RefSeq, a predicted model, not a curated record
AACUGCGCCAAAUAUUGGAAAGCUCUUGUGAUUGCUUGUAACCAAUUGAACUUUGGUUUGAAUUUUAAUUCGAAAAGAAAGUCAAUUGGAAGUGCACGUGCGCGGUGAAGCAAACAUUUUUAAAUUGUUAAUAAGUAAGAAUAAUAAUAAGAAAAAUAUGCCUAAAGCUUCGAAAUGUCGCGUUCGCGAGUGUUGUAGUGAACAAAAUGUUCGAUCGUUUGCAUUUCCCAAAAAUCGGGAAUUAUUAAAAUUGUGGAAGGAAAAUUUGAGGAUCUCACCCUCAAUGCAAAUGCCAAUGCACAAUUCAUUUGUAUGCAUUAAGCAUUUUGAGGAGGAUGCCGUGGGACCAAAAUAUCUCAAGAAUGGAGCGGUUCCAACUUUAAACUUGGGCUAUGAUGAUGUUCCACCGAACAAGUGGACCGAAAAAAAGAAAAAAAGGAGCUGCUGUAUCGAGAGCUGCGUGCCUAAGGAUAAAGUUAUACUUUUUGCGUUUCCUAGGGACGAAGAGACACGUAAGAAUUGGGCCUUGGCUUGCAACGUGCAAGUGUCAAGCACUGACAGGGUUUUUAUUUGCCAACGCCAUUUUGAACCCACAUUGGUUACAAAAUACCAUCUCUUGAAAGGGGCUUUUCCUUGCUUCAAUUUAGAGCCAGUAAAUAGAAGUCGCUCGCCUAGUGCUGGCUCUGAUUGGGUUUGCCCGCCCGUCACUGCAACUUAUAGUAAGGUAGUUAAGCAAGUAGAAGAAGAUUUAACUCUGGAAGAGUUUGAGAAAUAUUCGAUAUUAGAGGAAAACAGGCAGGCUAGUUAUAGUAAUCAGAUCUGCGUGGACUUAGAAACCACAACCACUCGCGAACGGUUUGCUCAGUCUGCUCGCUAUUAUCAGAGCAACUCGGUCAAAUUAAAUAAACAUUUAGAAGUUAUUCAAGGCCAAUAA